Molecule: messenger RNA, 2492 nt
Organism: Cannabis sativa
Lineage: Eukaryota; Viridiplantae; Streptophyta; Magnoliopsida; Rosales; Cannabaceae
Product: pentatricopeptide repeat-containing protein At1g51965, mitochondrial
Exons: 2
Coding region: 233-2194 (653 amino acids)
Molecular function (GO): protein binding
Source: RefSeq, a predicted model, not a curated record
AACCCUAACUAAUCAAUUUGUAGUAGUGAUGUACUAUACAUAUUUACAUAUUAAAUGGGAAAUCAUACAAAAUAGGUAUCAUAGUAUUGUCGUUAUUCUCUAACUCUUGUCGUUUUCCAUUGUUGUCGUUUUGAAAACCAUAUUUGGUUCUUAUUGUCGUUUUGUUCAUCUCAGUCACAUACAGAAGGAGCCUGAACUGAACCACUGAAAGAAGAAGUCACCUACUGACGCCAUGAACAUGAAGCACCGCCAUUGCAGCUACUUCCCGAAACUAAUCUUCUCCACGCGCCGCCAUUACGCCACCAAAUACACAGCCAAAGUAACCUCAACUUCCCCCACCGGCCGAUCACUCUCCGCCGAGGUUAAACCGCCCUCUCCUCUUCCUCUCGACGUCCGAGGGUAUCCACUGCCCCGCCACGAACUCAUCUGCACGGCCACAAGAAUCCUCCUCCGCCGCCAAUCCUCUUCUGACCCUUUCUCCGACCUAUCGGAUUACCUCGCCUCCCUCUCCGUUACCCUAACUUCAUCAGAAGCCUCCGAAAUCCUGAAAUCCCUAAACACUCCUCUCCUGGCCCUUCGAUUCUUCCAGUUUUGCUCCUCGCUUUCUCCCGAUUUUCGCCAUGACUCGUUUACUUACACCCGACUCCUCCUCAUUCUCUCCAAGUCCGCCGCCGCCGACCGCCUUGACCAAGUUCGUUCCGUACUCGUUGAUAUGGAGCGUUCCGGUGUGCGUGGAACAAUCUCCACCGUUAAUAUUCUCAUUGGCCUUUUCGGCCAUAGCCAGGAUUUGGAAAUGUGUUUAGGUCUGGUGAAGAAAUGGGAGCUGAGAAUGAACCCUUACACUUACAAAUGCUUGCUUCAAGCCUAUUUGCGGUCUCAUGAUUCAACCAAAGCUUUCGAAACCUAUCGGGAAAUGCGACGCCGUGGCUAUAAACUGGAUAUUUUUGCUUACAAUAUGCUAAUACAUGCCUUGGCUAAGAAUGACAAGAUUGAUCACGCUUAUACGAUAUUUGAAGACAUGAGAAAGAAGCAUUGUGAGCCUGAUGACUUUACAUACACAAUUAUGAUCAGAAUGAAUGGAAAAUCGGGUAAAGUUGAUUUAUCACUGGCACUUUUUCAGGAAAUGAUAACAAAGGGAUUUACUCCUAAUUUAAUCACUUACAAUACUAUGAUUGAGGCCCUUGCUAGUAACAAGAUGGUUGAAAAGGCCAUCUUUGUCUUUUCAAAAAUGGUGGAAAGGGAUUGUAGGCCUAAUGAAUUUACUUACAGUGUGAUUUUGAAUGCUCUUGUUGUUGAAGGUAAGCUUGGUAGAUUAGAUGAGAUAGUGGAAUUAUCAAUGAAGUACAUGACUAAGCCUAUAUAUGCAUUUCUUGUAAAGACAUUGAGUAAACUAGGCCAUGCUAGCGAAGCUCACCGUUUGUUUUGUAACAUGUGGAGUUUUCAUGAUAAGGGUGACAGAGAAGCUUGUUUUUCGAUGUUGGAGAGUUUAUGUACCAGAGGUAAAACGACAGAAGCUGUGGACCUUCUGAGUAAAAUUCAUGAAAAGGGAAUAACCACCGAUACUAUCAUGUAUAAUACUGUAUUCUCAGCUCUUGGAAAGUCGAAGCAAAUAUCCCAUCUUCAAGAACUUUAUGUGAAGAUGAAACAGGAUGGACCUUCCCCAGACAUAUUUACUUAUAAUAUUUUAAUUGCCAGCUUUGGUAGAGCUGGGAAAGUUGAAGAGGCUGUUGAAUUAUUUGAAGAACUUGAAAACAGUGAUUACAAACCUGAUAUUAUAACUUACAAUUCCUUGAUCAAUUACCUAGGGAAAAAUGGUCACCUAGAUGAAGCACACAUGAGAUUCAAGGAGAUGCAAGAGAAAGGAUUGAGUCCUGAUGUUGUUACUUAUAGCACUCUCAUUGAGUGUUUUGGCAAGACAGAUAGAGUUGAAAUGGCUUGUCGGUUGUUUGAUGAGAUGCUUGCUGAGGGAUGCUACCCUAACAUUGUUACAUACAAUAUCUUGCUUGACUGUCUUGAGAGAUGUGGGAGAACUGCUGAGGCAGUUGACUUGUAUGCAAAGCUUAAGCAGCAAGGCUUAACCCCAGAUUCAAUAACAUAUGCAGUUCUUGACCGUUUGCAAGGUGGUUCUCAUAGGAGGAUUAGAGCUCGAAGGCAGAGUCCGAUAACAGGUUGGAUUGUCAGUCCCCUUAGAUGAGAAAGGCAAAUUGGUUAACAAAAAAAAUCUUGUUACCAACUUUGCAAGUUAUUCUAAGCACAUUUUGUCUUAAAUUGCCACCGAUCAAGUAUCUUUUGCUGGAAAGUUAAAAGAACUGUUCCUAAUCAUAAUGUGAAUCAAGCCUACGAAGGUUAGGCUUGCAUGUUGUAAGUGCAUUUUUUCAGAGUUAAUUAAUUUUCCAAUAAUUUAGAGAUUUCUAAGUGUUCUAAUUUAAGACUGUCACCUAUCACAUGUUUUGAUCAAUUUUUGUUGAGAAAUAUCUUUGACUUUUUUCCUU